Molecule: messenger RNA, 3242 nt
Organism: Pieris napi
Lineage: Eukaryota; Metazoa; Arthropoda; Insecta; Lepidoptera; Pieridae
Gene: Pgant7
Product: N-acetylgalactosaminyltransferase 7
Exons: 6
Coding region: 123-1889 (588 amino acids)
Cellular component (GO): Golgi apparatus
Source: RefSeq, a predicted model, not a curated record
CAAACGUCACCGAAGUUUGUGCUUCACUUUCAAAAUCGGCUUUCGUGGCUACAUUUAAAAAUAAAAAAAUAAUAUCAAAUAUAAGUUUUCUUUGUUAUGCGGUAAAAUUAAAAUUUUCUAUAAUGAGAAUUACUAACGUAAGACGUGGAAGAAUUUAUCGUGUGGGUAGCUUAUGCGCAAUUCUAGUAAUGGUAUUGUAUGCUCUUCAUAAAUACGUUCAAUCGAACGUUUCAAGUGACUCUGAUGAGAUAUUGGAUAUAAAUUCAGCUGCUGGGUAUUAUAAAUCCCAUAAGAAUGUAUACCCCACUUUAAAAACGGAGCUAGGAAAUUUUGAGCCUAAACUAAAGAAGAAUGUGAAAGGGCCUGGUGAGGGUGGGGAGCCCUAUCACAUGUCCCAGGACAGGGCAAACGACAUUGCCGAGUCUGAGAGUGACUAUGGGAUGAAUAUUGCUGCAUCAGAUGAUAUAGCAAUGAACCGGACUGUACCUGAUACAAGAUUGGAUGAGUGUAAAUAUUGGCAUUAUCCUGAAGAAUUGCCAUCAACCUCAGUCAUUAUAGUGUUCCAUAAUGAAGGCUUCUCUGUUCUUAUGAGAACGGUUCACUCAGUAAUAGACCGCUCUCCACCGAAUAUUCUUCAUGAAAUUGUAUUGGUUGAUGAUUUCUCUGACAAAGACAAUUUAAAACUGAACCUGGAGGUCUACAUCAGACGUUGGAAUGGUAAAGUGCGUUUGAUUAGAAAUUCCCAAAGGGAGGGGCUGAUUAGAACUAGAUCUAGAGGUGCACAGGAAGCCACAGGUGAUGUCAUCGUAUUUCUGGAUGCACAUUGUGAAGUGAAUGUCAACUGGCUACCACCAUUACUAGCCCCUAUAUACAGAGACUAUAGAAUUAUGACCGUACCCGUCAUAGACGGUGUAGACCACAGGACCUUUGAAUAUAGACCUGUCUACCAACACGGCACAAAUUACAGAGGAAUAUUUGAGUGGGGAAUGUUGUAUAAAGAAAAUGAAGUACCAGACAGAGAAGCGAGUCUUCACAAACAUAAGUCUGAACCGUAUAAAAGUCCGACUCACGCUGGGGGUCUUUUCGCAAUCAACAGAAGGUAUUUCCUCGAAAUCGGAGCAUACGAUCCGGGAUUGCUGGUAUGGGGAGGAGAGAAUUUCGAAUUGAGUUUCAAAAUAUGGCAGUGCGGGGGAAGCAUCGAAUGGGUACCGUGCUCGAGGGUGGGUCACGUGUAUCGGGCGUUCAUGCCUUACUCCUUCGGAAACUUGGCGAAGAACCGGAAAGGAUCGCUAAUCACAAUAAACUACAAAAGAGUCAUAGAAACCUGGUUUGAUGAGGAACAUAAAGAAUACUUCUACACGAGAGAGCCCAUGGCCAGGUUUUUAGAUAUGGGCGAUAUAACUGACCAAAUCGCUUUAAGAGAUAAGUUGAAAUGCAAAAGCUUCAGCUGGUUUAUGGAGAAUGUGGCCUAUGACGUGUACGACAAGUUCCCGAGGUUGCCGAAGAAUACACAUUGGGGAAUGGUCAAAAACAAGGCGACGGGUGUUUGUUUGGAUACUAUGGGGAAAGCGGCUCCUGCUUAUAUAGGUACAUCCUCCUGCCACGGCGCCGGUAAUAACCAAUUAUUCAGGUUAAACGAAGCCGGUCAAUUAGGCGUGGGGGAGAGAUGCGUGGAAGCCGACUCGGACAGUGUCAAACAGGCCAUUUGCAGACUCGGCACUGUCGACGGGCCUUGGAGAUACAACGAAGAACAUAAGCAAAUAGUGCAUCGCCUGCACGGCCACUGCCUCACCCUUCAGCCGCACUCGCGGACUCUGGGGCUGGCUCCUUGCGACGACAACAACACCUAUCAACAAUGGACCAUCUCUCACAAGAAACCCAACUGGUGACGGCGGACGUGAGAUUAUGUCGGCUGUUGUAAAUGCGAAAGUCGAUUUCAGUGGUGAUGUCCGUUCGCGAUAUACCCAGAACCACUGCACGGACUUUUAUGCGGUUUUGGCGAGGAUCCCGUGCGAAGCCGGGACGGGUCGCUAGUAUAGAACUAAUGAUACGACUUAAAAUUUUAUAAAUAGAAAACCUUUGCCAUUUGAUACAUUACAAUGUUGUGUCGAUUAAUUUUGUACUAUCCAGUAUGAAACGAGGAAAUACUCUCGCAUUUACAAUAUUAGUUUGGAAUUUUAUUAGAUGUGUUGUUUGUUGAGAAGUGUCUUUGACACGAUGUGUUCGUUAUUUUACUUUUUAUUGGUAAAAAUAAGUAAGUAUAGAAAAAAUGCCUAAAAAUAAAACCUCAUGAAAUUAUGAGAAAUAAAUGACGUAAUAUUGCUAUCUAGUUAUAAUUUAUAUCACCUUUCAAAUUAUUUCCACUUUCAUUCUCUCAGAAUUAAUAGUAAAAUAUAUAUAAUUUACUUUAGGCUAUAUAUAUAUAUAGUGAAUUCCCUAUUUAUUCCGAGAUAAGAUGAAUGAUGACGAUAAGGAUUCCACCUAGAUCCAUUGAUGUACUUAAUCAUUCCUGCCGUUUUGGCUUAUAGUAGUAUUACUUUAAAUAUUGGGGUAAUUUACCUAUAGGUUAAUAUUAUUUAGUCAAUAUUUCGAAAAUAAAUAUUUGUUACAUAAUAUAGUCAGGGGCGGAUCAACUUAAGGGCUUUUUGGGCUGCAGCCCAGGGCCCCAUGGAAACAUAGGGCCCCCAGUCCCACUGAAAACAAUUAUAUUAUAAAUUUAAAAAAAUCCAAUCAUAAUCUUCUAUCUUACGAGAUCGCUAUUGGGAAUUACAAAGUACCCACACUGAUAUCCUUUUUUCUCAUAUGUGACCCAAAUUAAUUAAAUAUAUAUAUUAUUUCUAUGUAAAAUAAUAUUGCUAUAUGACUGAGCUUGUAAAAUUGGCUCAUCUUCAGAAUAUUUUCAGCAGAACUUGUUAUAUUGUACUGUCACACAAGAACCCAAUCUCUAUUCUAUGACGGCUAAAGCUCACUACUACUAUAAGAUAUGUUAUAUGCAGCCAGUGAGCCAGGCAAUAUUUUUUUAAUAUAAAAUAUGUGAAUAUUAUUUAUUUACAUACCUAAUACUUAACGAAAAUACUCUUUCCAGCUUUUCAAUGAAAUUUGUCACAAAUUGUACUUUUCUAUGUACAUAAAUUCGUAAGACAUUGCUCAAUUGUAUAUUCAGAAAAAUUAAGUUAUAUCUGUAAAUUUUCCACAUUAGUAUAUAAAAUGUCAUUUGAAUAAAAACUUUCAUAUUUAAGUAA